CUACAAGCGCAAUGUGCUUCAUACACUAAACAUAUGCUGUCGGGAAAGAGAUGCAUUUCCAGUCUGUGCUCGAAAUACUUUUAGUGUCUGGGAAGAGGCGCCUAAAUAUCUCAAGCAACAAGAAAGAAUACAGUUAAAAUCAAGUGGACGAAUGGAAGCUGAAUAUAUGCUGUGAAAAACUUAACCUGGAUCUGACAUCUUGGGACAGCAUCCUCCACGGAAGAAAUCACUGACAGUCGUGCUGCCGAUGCAAUUUCCCAAGGAAGCUUUGGAAGGGACAUUAAAAUCGGCUGCUCUCCACUGCGAGUCAGCUGGAGCUCCAACCAAAAUGUGUAGCGAAUGCUAUACGAACCAGACGUUUGUUUACGAUGAUGGGACCGCGCACGAACACACAGCCAGGCCCUCACUUGAGACGGUGCAGAAAAACAACAGCAGCAACACCGGUAUCAUACUGGACAUCUCCACGCUGAAAAUGGCCGAGGUGGAUUCCGAGGUGCCCCCCCUCCCUCCUCGGUAUCGAUUUCGGGAUUUACUCCUGGGAGAUCAGUCCUUCCAAAACGACGACAGGGUGCAGGUGGAGUUUUACGUGAAUGAGAACACCUUUAAGGAGAGGCUGAAACUCUUCUUCAUCAAGAACCAAAGAUCAAGUCUCAGAAUCCGGAUCUUCAACUUUUGCCUGAAGCUGCUGUCAUGUCUCCUCUAUAUUGUGAGGGUCAUGGAUGAACCUGAAGCCGAGAGUGUGGACUCCAGUGCGGGCUCUCCGAGGAACAACACGGACUUUGAAAAGAUCAGCUGGGACAAGAUAUUUUGGGUGAACCGCAGGCUGCCAGUUUGGGCCAUACAGGUGAUCGUGGCCAUUAUCAGUUUCCUUGAGACGAUGCUUUUGACGUAUCUUAGCUACAAGGGGAACAUUUGGGAACAGAUCUUCCAGGUGUCCUUUGUCCUAGAGAUGAUCAACACAGUGCCCUUCAUCAUCACGGUAUUCUUGCGUGAUCUGAGAAGUAUUUUUAUCCCGGUGUUCCUCAACUGCUGGCUGGCUAAGAGCGCGUUAGAGAACAUGAUAAAUGAUCUGCAUCGAGCUAUACAGAGAACACAUUCUGCCAUGUUCAACCAGGUCCUCAUCCUCAUUUGUACUCUGCUUUGCCUCGUUUUUACUGGGACGUGUGGGAUCCAGCACCUGGAGAGGGCAGGGAAGAACCUCUCCCUGUUCAAGUCGCUGUAUUUCUGCAUCGUCACCUUCUCUACAGUGGGAUAUGGAGAUGUCACCCCUCGGAUCUGGCCGUCCCAGUUGCUGGUGGUCAUCAUGAUCUGUGUGGCGCUAGUAGUGCUCCCCCUACAGUUUGAGGAGCUCAUGUACCUCUGGAUGGAGAGGCAGAAGUCGGGGGGGAACUACAGCCGACACCGCGCUCAGACGGAGAAGCACGUGGUGCUCUGUGUCAGCGCGCUCAAGAUCGACCUGCUCAUGGACUUCCUGAACGAGUUCUACGCUCACCCCAGAAUUCAGGAUUACUACGUCGUGAUCCUCUGUCCUACAGAGAUGGACAUUCAAGUACGGCGCAUACUUCAAAUCCCACUCUGGUCGCAGAGAGUUAUCUAUCUUCAAGGUUCUGUGUUAAAGGACCAAGAUCUAUUGAGGGCUAAGAUGGAUGAUGCUGAAGCCUGUUUCAUCCUGAGCAGCAGAAACGAAGUGGACCGCACGGCUGCAGAUCACCAGACCAUCCUGAGGGCUUGGGCUGUAAAGGACUUUGCCCCGAACUGCCCUCUCUACGUCCAGAUCCUCAAACCAGAGAACAAAUUUCAUGUGAAAUUUGCUGAUCAUGUGGUCUGUGAGGAGGAGUUCAAGUACGCAAUGUUGGCUCUGAACUGUGUGUGUCCAGCCACAUCCACACUGGUCACGCUCCUCGUUCACACGUCCCGUGGACAGGAAGGCCAGCAAUCUCCAGAGCAGUGGCAAAGGAUGUACGGCCGUUGUUCCGGUAAUGAGGUCUAUCACAUCCGCCUUGGAGACAGCAAGUUCUUCGGCGAGUACGACGGAAAGAGCUUCACUUAUGCUUCCUUCCAUGCCCACAAAAAGUAUGGAGUCUGUCUGAUUGGGGUCAAAAGAGAAGAUAACAAGAGCAUCCUGCUGAACCCAGGCCCCCGACACAUAAUGGCCGUCUCAGAUACCUGCUACUACAUCAACAUCACCAAGGAGGAGAACUCCGCCUUCAUUUUCAAGCAAGAGGAGAAGCACAAGCGGAAAGGUCUACCUCCAGGUGGUCUCUAUGAUGCCCCAUCCAGUCUCCCAGUCCACAGCAUCAUCGCCAGUAUGGGAACCGUUGCCAUGGACCUCCAGAAUACGAACCCGCCCGACAGCAGCAGCAGCAAGCUUGCCCUCCCUGCCGAGAACGGGUCCGGUAGCCGCCGGCCGAGCAUCGCCCCGGUCCUGGAGAUCGCAGACUCUGCUGCGAUCCUGCCAUGUGACCUCCUCGGGGACCAAUCGGAGGACGAGACCACCCAGUCUGAUGACGAAGGCUCCCUGGGCUCUGAGUAUGUGAAAGGGUACCCCCCCAAUUCCCCCUACAUUGGGAGUUCCCCCACCUUGUGCCACCUGCUGCUGUGCAAAGCCCCGUUCUGCUGCCUUAGGUUGGACAAGGGCUGCAAGCACAACAGUUUUGAAGAUGCCAAAGCCUACGGCUUUAAGAACAAGCUGAUCAUCGUGUCUGCCGAGACAGCAGGGAAUGGACUGUACAACUUCAUUGUCCCCCUCCGCGCUUACUACCGGCCCAGGAAGGAGCUGAACCCCAUCGUGCUGCUCCUGGACAACCCGCCAGAUAAUCACUUCCUGGAAGCCAUCUGCUGUUUUCCAAUGGUUUACUUCAUGGCGGGAACCAUUGACAACCUGGACAACCUGCUCCAAUGUGGCAUCAUCUACGCUGACAACCUGGUGGUGGUGGACAAGGAGAGCACCAUGAGUGCCGAGGAGGACUACAUGGCGGAUGCCAAGACCAUCGUCAACGUUCAGACCAUGUUCAGACUGUUCCCCAGCCUCAGCAUCAUCACUGAGCUCACGCACCCCUCCAAUAUGCGCUUCAUGCAGUUCCGUGCCAAGGACUGCUACUCCCUGGCCCUAUCCAGGCUGGAGAAGAAAGAGCGUGACAAGGGCUCGAACCUGGCCUUCAUGUUCCGCCUGCCGUUCGCUGCAGGCCGGGUGUUCAGCAUCAGCAUGCUCGACACGCUGCUCUACCAGUCCUUUGUGAAGGACUACAUGAUCCCAAUUGCACGGCUGCUGUUAGGCCUGGACACCACACCUGGCUCAGGAUACCUGUGUGCUAUGAAAAUUUCAGAAGAGGAACUCUGGAUCCGGACUUACGGGCGGCUGUUUCAGAAGCUUUGCUCCUCCAGCGCGGAGAUCCCCAUCGGGAUUUAUCGGACUGAGUCGCACAUAUUCUCCUCAGAGGUGUCCAUUAACGUGGACGAGCGUGAGGAUGCCAAGGAGCGGCACGAGUCCUGGAAGGAGAAGGGCACCCACCGGAACUCGACGGGCAGCGACCAGUCAGAGCACCCUCUGCUGCGGAAGAAGAGCAUGCAGUGGGCGCGGCGCCUGAGCCGCAGGAAUCCCAAGCCGGGGAGCCGCGCCGAGCGCAUCACGCAGCAGCGGCUCAACCUGUACCGGCGCUCCGAGCGGCAGGAGCUCUCUGAGCUGGUCAAGAACCGCAUGAAGCACCUGGGGCUGCCCACCAACGGAUACGAGGAUGUAGCUAAUUUAACCGCAAGCGAUGUGAUGAAUCGGGUAAACCUAGGAUAUUUGCAAGAUGAGAUGAACGACAACCAGAACACGUUGUCCUAUGUCCUGAUCAACCCCUCACCAGACACCAGGCUGGAGCUCAAUGACAUUGUGUACCUGAUCCGCCCGGACCCGCUGGCACACGUACCUGAAGAGUCGGCCCCACCCUCAACCAAGACCAACGUGCGCAUGAAGCAGGAGCUCGGGAUGGAGACCAAAGACGAGACUCAGCUCUGAGUGCCCUGGCCCAGCUCAACAAGCAACUAACCCCCCCUGAUCUCCCACAACUCUUUCCUGAUGGACCCAGUCUGAGACUAACAAGCUGCUAGAUGCAGGGAGAUGGCGUGCUUGCUCUAGAUGUGCAUGGUCUACAGACAUUUAUGGCUGGGUGCCCUGUGCUGGGGCAGGUGAGCCCUCUCUUUGUGGGGGGGGGACACAAAGAAUAAGGCUGCAUUCAGGGAUCAGGCUUUUCCGAGAGCCUGGGAACAUUCUUUCAUUCCUCUAUUGAAAAUGGUUCUAGUGUUAUCCAUCUCCCAUGAAAUCAGAACCCAAACACACAAUAUUUGGUGUUGGUUCAACCAAUAUGCUAAAAAAAGAGAUUUUUUUUUUAGUUGUUCUCCAUGCCAAUAGAAAUGUUUUUUUUAUUUUAUUUUUGUAGUGCUUAGUCAAAAUCAGCUUGUUUAAUACAGCUAUAGACUUUCACUGAAGCAAAUAAUGUUAUUUCUCUCGCAAGACCCCGUGUCAGACACUAUGUUCUUCAUAAGCCAUUGUUAUAGGUCUGUAAUAUAAGAUAUUAGUGCAUUUGUUAGGCUUUUAGUUAGCAUUUUUUUAACAGUGAGAUGCUCUUUAACAGUGCACUCUUGCAACGGUGAGGAGAACCAUGUGAUUCGGGAAUGGGGAGGGAGAGGAACAUUUUACUGGGAAUUUGUUUUCAGGACCAACAGAGAAUGGACAGUGUGUGGGGGGGGUCAAAAUUGCACACGCAAGACACCGAGAAUGAAGGAAUGAGGGAGUCAGGGAUGAAGGAAAUCAAGGGCAUGGAAGCUGUAGGGACAGCGUAAAUAAUCGUAGCGCAUGGGGUAGGCAGCUGUAACACUAACCCCAAAACCUUCGGCUCCCACCUCUAUCAUGAAAUAACGACACCCCCUCCCCCCAGCCCCCAUAAACAACUCCAUAAUCAUUAGGGCCACUGCAAGCGCAAAGAAUACAUUUUUUUUUUGUGCAUAGUCUUAUUCUUUAACCCCAACCCUUCGGUUCAGUUUUGAGCAGUAUGCUCAGGUAUGUGAUUCCUUUGAUGCUGUAACCUGCUCUUCUGUUGCCGUUCACGUGGAUCCCGGAGGAUGCUACACAGGGCAUUACCGAUCCGCUCUCCUGCAGCCCCAACUCAGGCUUCGUCUUGGACAGCUCAGUGUCAAGGACUGAGGCUGUAGGAAAGCGGUAUGUUAGUAUCUGGUAGUUUUAACCGGGUGGUUUGGAAUCGGAAUUCUGCAAAGCAGGUUUUUGUAGCAUUGUUGCUACCGAUGCUGUAUUACCAUUUUUAAAUGAGAGAUUCACUUUGCAUAUCACAAUAUGCAUAUUAUAAUAUCCAGUGGCUUGUCAUAAACUUAAAUGACGCCACGCUGAGAUCCGCUAUUACAGAGAAACGGCUCCUUUUCGGUUUGGGUUUGCCGCCUGCGAGUCCUUCAUUCUGGGAACACAUGCCGAAGCCAAAAGGGACGCGAAGCCAAGUGAAUUCAGUACAAAUGGGGAAAAUGUUUACUAAAGUGCCCUGAGGGGAAGUUUAAGAACAUUUACAUGGAAUUCUUUCUCUCCCCCACUGUGUUUGAAAACCACCAAGUGGCACUGAAUCGCUUACAAAUCGUGCCAUUUUAGUAUUAUGUUUGUCUUUAUGUUGUGGCUUCACCUGUUAUCUCUGCAAUAUUUUGAUGUGCUAUAAUUCUUCACUGCACAUUUUGGUGGUAUAAGUCUUACCCCCUUCAUCUAGAAGGAAACAGGAUAUAGGAUGUAAGUACGACGAUAUUGCUGCUGUAAAACACUGUAAAAUAAAAAAAAAACACGUUCUAUCAGAACAUAGUUUACAUUAAUUAGAGUAACAUACAGUGGAAUGGUUUGUUUGAUAUACUACAUUUGACAGUUUUACAUUUAUUAAAAGAAUUUCUGUAAUUGUAUACAUUUGUAUUUUGCAAUGGUAAUAUAGUUGGUGUAAGAUACGUACGUGAAUGUUUGCAGAGGGGGGCUUCUUCUGGGGCUUUCUGUGGCGUUAACUGGGCCCAGUCUAACCAGUCUAAGCCUCACGAGAAACUCAUACUAGGAAAUCGGUUCAGACUCACAGAUAUUUUACAGUGACGCGGACGUUUACGUACGUUCGAACAUUCAGUUUUGUGACAAUUAUACCUCACUUUAUGCCUGUCACUGUUGAAAACUUGAUUUGAGGAAUUGCCUGGUGCGUUACAGAGAGGAUUUAUGAAGAUAAAAUUGUCCAUUGCGAUUGCUGUAAUAAAUGACGAACACUCGGACUUCUCUAAUGA
Brienomyrus brachyistius is the source of this 6294-nucleotide messenger RNA. RefSeq names its product potassium sodium-activated channel subfamily T member 1a (gene kcnt1a). The transcript is spliced from 32 exons. The record is from RefSeq and is a predicted model, not a curated record. Gene Ontology annotation, biological process: potassium ion transport. The coding region runs from base 248 to 4003 and encodes 1251 amino acids. NCBI's taxonomy places the organism in Eukaryota, Metazoa, Chordata, Actinopteri, Osteoglossiformes, Mormyridae. Gene Ontology annotation, molecular function: intracellular sodium-activated potassium channel activity. Gene Ontology annotation, cellular component: membrane.